UAUUGAGCAUAUCGAUAUUAAGCUAUUUUUGAAAAAAUGCUGGAUUUUCUUUUCUGCAGAACUUUUAAAGUUCUUAUCAAAGCUUUUUCAACGAAACACAACUACAAAGACUCUCCACAAAAAAGAUCCUGUCGGCAAUUGAUUGAGAAAUCAACAACCUGUUGAUUUGAAUCAGGAUUUUCUCUGUCUCUGUUGUCUGGUCAAGCUUGUUGCAGGCACUGCCCAGUUCAAUUUGCAAUUUCAACUUCUGGAUUUCGGUAAUGUCUUCUUACUUUCACUUCAGCACUUGUAUGAUUCCUCAGAAGUGUACAGUAAUAAAUUAAAAUUUGAAUUUCUAAAAACUCUUCGCAUAUUCAUUAGCGGAGAUGCGGAGAUGUUGGAUGUAGUAGUCACGAGAUAGAGAUAGGCCGAAAAGGUAUUAGAGAAAGUGAUUAGACAAGACAUGGUGCAGCUUUUGACCUUAGAUAAGAGCCGCCUAUUAGGGUAGAAGAUUAUUAGCAAGUGAAGAAUUGUGCUUUCGAGGGUUCAAGCUUAUUGGUAUUCUUGUAGUUGUAGUUUUUGAUAUGUAUAUUCAUUUUGUUUAUUGUGUUUUGGCUACUGCACUAUUUUGUUGUUGUUCAUAUUCUUUUCUUGUAGGCUUUGCACUGUUUUUCUUAUUAGUUGUUAUGUUUUUUGUCACUGUUUUCUUCUUCUUUAUACCUGAAAUUGCUGCAAGUGAGCCAAGAGUCAAUCGGAAACAACCUCUCUACCUCCACGAGGGAGUGGUAAGGCCUGCAUACACUCUAUCCUCCCCAGGCGUCACUUGUGGGAUUUCACUUGGCACACCAUGAUGGCAGGAUUGACGCAGUCUUCUCUGUGUCAUCGAGGGAAUUUCCAUGGACAGUCUUUUCAGGGAUGUAGGCAAUGGGAAACUGGGAAUAAUGGGAUCUCUUAAUUUCUUUUCUGGAGAGCUUUUAAAGUUCUUAUCAAAGCUUUUUCAACAAAAUACAACUACAUAGACUCUUUGAAAAGAUUUUCUCUGUCGGCAAUUGAUUGAGAAAAGCUUGAAUCAAUAACUCUUUGAUUUGAAUCAGGAAUUCAACUUGAUCAGCAUAAUAGGACAAACUGUCAAGCUGCCUCUGUUGUCUGGAUAGGCUUGUUGCAGGCACUGCCCAGUUUAAUUUGCAAUUCCAACUUUUGGAUUUCGGCACGCCAUGAUGGCAGGAUUGAUGCAGUCUUCUCAGUUUCAUCGAGGGAAUUUCCAUGGACAGUCUUUUCAGGGAUGCAGGCAAUGGGAAACUGGGAAUAAUGGGAUCUCACAAUUUGAGCUCUCAACUGAGAGUGCAUCGGGCCCUUGCAUAUGCCCAACAAAGGAUGAACAAAGGUCAACUAAGGAAGAAGUUGUCUCAGCAAAUUCCCUCAUCAUCAGUCAGUGUUGUAACUUACUACAGAAGGACAUCAUGUGUGAAACCUAGGUUUGCCUUUGAACCAAAAUGGGAAAUAAAAUUAAGAUUCUGAAUACUUCGUCACAACUUAAGUGGUUGAAGCAAAUGCCUACCAUUUCUUCUCCGAAUUUCCCCUCUUACCGUCUUCAACAGCAGAGGCAGCAUCGAAUGCUUAUACAGAAAUAAUUAGCUUCACUUCAACACUUGCUUCAAAAAUCAAUGCUUUUAAACCCAGAAGAGUUAUCGCAAACUGCACAGCCGCCACAACAGCAAUUGGGGCAUCCCCAGAUGCAUCAGAAUCAGCAGCUCCAACAGCAACAACAACAACCUCAGCAGGUUUUGCAUCAGCAGCAAUCUUCUCCAGCAAUGGAUUUCCCUAGUGACCACAAUUCUCUGAGUUUGACUGGAUCAGAACCAGAUGCCACUGGAUCUGGGACAACAACUCCUGGGAGUAGUUCAAGCCUGGGGACUGAAGCAAGCAAUCAGUUUCUUGGGAAGAGAAAGAUUCAGGAUUUAGUUUCACAGGUGGAUCCACAGGGAAAAGUUGAUCCUGAAGUUGAACAGCUUCUUUUAGAGAUCGCUGAUGACUUUAUUGAUUCGGUUACUACUUUUGCUUGCAAUUUGGCAAAGCAUCGGAAAUCUUCGACUCUGGAGUCCAAAGAUAUAUUGUUACAUUUAGAGAAAGAUUGGAAUUUGACUGUUCCAGGUUUUUCAAGUGAGGAUAAGAAACACCAUCCUGAACAUUCCGGUGAUCUCUGCAAAGAGCGUUUGGAAAUGAUACCUGCCAUGAUGGAGGCUUCACCACAAGCUGAAACAAGUACAAGCAGCAGCGCUAAGGAGACCGUCAGUCCAGGGCUGGGUGACCAGGUUGGUUCGACUGACAUAAUUGGACCACCAAGUUCAGAGGAAUUGGCUUCACCAUCUAAUGGUGAAAUAUAGUUCAACUAUAACAAGAUGUGAUGUCCCCUGGAGAUUGGUAUACCCCUUGCUUUACUGUAAUAAAACCUUGUUCAACUAUAGUUUGCUUGUCGACUGAAGAACGUAAACAUAAGUUUGUUGUGAAUUUUCAUGACCUCAACAUAAACAUAAGUCUGCUGUGAAUUUUCAUGACCUUUUGUUGGUUAUGGUUGCUGCCCCUCUUUGGUAUGUUAUGUUAAGUUUUCCUUAUUA
Solanum tuberosum (potato) is the source of this 2594-nucleotide messenger RNA. RefSeq names its product transcription initiation factor TFIID subunit 12b-like. Gene Ontology annotation, cellular component: transcription factor TFIID complex; SAGA complex. The record is from RefSeq and is a predicted model, not a curated record. Gene Ontology annotation, biological process: DNA-templated transcription initiation; RNA polymerase II preinitiation complex assembly. The transcript has 9 exons. The coding region runs from base 1644 to 2363 and encodes 239 amino acids. Gene Ontology annotation, molecular function: DNA binding; protein heterodimerization activity; TBP-class protein binding. Lineage: Eukaryota; Viridiplantae; Streptophyta; Magnoliopsida; Solanales; Solanaceae.